Trichoderma aggressivum f. europaeum is the source of this 1914-nucleotide messenger RNA. RefSeq lists its product as uncharacterized. Bases 1 to 1914 code for a protein of 637 amino acids. Gene Ontology annotation, biological process: xenobiotic detoxification by transmembrane export across the plasma membrane. The transcript has 4 exons. The record is from RefSeq and is a predicted model, not a curated record. Gene Ontology annotation, cellular component: membrane. Gene Ontology annotation, molecular function: antiporter activity; xenobiotic transmembrane transporter activity. Lineage: Eukaryota; Fungi; Ascomycota; Sordariomycetes; Hypocreales; Hypocreaceae.
AUGAGUCCCGCGGCUGCUGGUAACUCUGGGCCUUCUGGCCAUGACCACCCAGCCUUUUCGUCCUCGUUCCGGUCCGGAUCUCCUCUUGCCGAGCAAGUUCUGGCUCAAGACAUUGCAGAGUGCACCGAUGACGACUUCGACCCUGCCGACGACCAGGUUGACGUUGAGCAUGGCCAUCACUUCAUGUAUCGACGGCCAAGCGGCGUGGCAUACGGGGCGGCUCGGCCUGCUUUCAACCCAAGCGCCUUGGACGAGCCCAUUCUGACACCACUCGAGCGGAAGCAAUCUCGCGAUGCCGAGCGCAGCCUCCUGCGGGACAACCACGUCCUGCCCCCGAAACAUGCCCACAAGAGCCAAUCGCUACCCGCUCGAAUGUACCGAAAGAUCUUCAGCACCAAAGUCCCCGUCGAGGAGUAUGAGGAAGAGCCUGAAGAGGAUGCGCCGCUGCUCUCUCGGGAUAGCGACUACGACUAUGGCACACGGACGCAUCGACAGCUGCCCGACUCCGCGGGCGAAGAGGAUGUGGAUGAGCAGUGGGAGGAGGCUAUAACGACGGGACGGAUUCGCACGACGUGGCGGCGUGAGGCCAAGACGGUGCUGUCAUACUGCGGGCCGCUGAUUGUGACCUUUUUUCUCCAAUAUUCGAUCAACGUGGCCGGCAUCUUUGCCGUUGGUCGCAUUGGUACCAUCGAGCUGGGAGCUAUAUCACUGGCCAACAUGUCGCAAGCCAUCUCCUGCUUGGCCCCCUUCCAGGGUUUGGCCACAAGUCUGGAUACCCUCUGCGCCCAGGCCUAUGGAUCCGGCCACAAGCAUCUUGUUGGCUUGCAGUGUCAGCGCAUGGCAUGCUUCCUGCUGACCCUCUCUGUGCCCGUCAUCUUCCUGUGGCUCUUUGGCGCGGGGCCAAUUCUGCAGCGCAUGGUGCCCGACCCGGAGUCUGCUCGACUUGCCGCUCUCUACCUCCGCGUCAUGAUCUUUGCGAUUCCCGGCGUCAUCCUGUUCGAGUGUGGUAAGCGCUUCACUCAGUCGCAGGGUCUCUUCCAGGCAACCACAUAUGUUCUCCUCUUCGCCGCCCCCUUCAACGUCUUCCUUACCUGGUUGCUCGUCUGGAAGCUCGAGUACGGCUUCGUUGGCGCGCCCAUUGCCGUGGCCAUUACCGAGAACAUCUUGCCUGUUCUCCUGUUUUGCUAUGUCCGGUUCGUCAACGGCCGCGAAUGCUGGGGCGGAUUUAGCAAGCGAGCACUUACCAACUGGUGGGUCAUGAUCCGGCUGGCGCUUCCCGGCAUGAUCAUGGUCGAAGCCGAGUGGCUCGCUUUCGAGAUCCUGACGCUGUUGGCCAGCCGCUUCGGAUCCGACUACCUCGCCGCCCAGAGUGUCGUUUCGACGAUUGCUUCCAUCUCAUACCAGAUUCCCUUCCCCAUGUCGAUCGCCGCGUCUACUCGCGUUGCCAACCUGAUAGGCGCUGGGCUUGUCGACGCGGCCAGAGUUACUGGCAAAGUGACUUUUGUUACGCACUGCAUACUCGGACUCCUCAACUUUGCCAUCUACAGCAGCCUUCGAUUCCACCUACCACUGCUCUUCACGGAUGAUGAGGGGGUCAUCUCCAUCGUGGCCAGCAUUCUGCCUGUUGUCGCUGUCAUGCAGGUAUUCGACUGCAUGAGCGCCGGUGCGCAUGGAUUGCUCCGUGGCAUCGGCAAACAGAGCAUAGGCGGACCAGUCAACCUCAUCUCAUACUACGUCGUCUCGCUGCCCAUUUCGCUCUCGUUGGCUUUUGGACUCGGCUGGAAAUUGCAGGGUCUAUGGGCCGGCGUCAGCGUGGGCUUGAUACUGGUCUCCUCGAUCGAGUACACUUACCUGCUGAAGACGGACUGGCACCAAGCAGCUCGAGAGGCUGCCGCCAGAAAUGCAGCGGGCUAG